Molecule: messenger RNA, 1094 nt
Organism: Chrysochloris asiatica (Cape golden mole)
Lineage: Eukaryota; Metazoa; Chordata; Mammalia; Afrosoricida; Chrysochloridae
Gene: UCK2
Product: uridine-cytidine kinase 2
Exons: 7
Coding region: 17-802 (261 amino acids)
Cellular component (GO): cytoplasm; cytosol
Molecular function (GO): ATP binding; kinase activity
Source: RefSeq, a predicted model, not a curated record
AGAGGCGGCGCAAGCCAUGGCCGGAGACAGCGAGCAGACCCUACAGGACCACCAGCAGCCCAACGGCGGCGAGCCCUUCCUGAUCGGUGUCAGCGGGGGCACCGCAAGCGGCAAGUCGUCGGUGUGUGCUAAGAUUGUGCAGCUCCUGGGACAGAAUGAGGUUGACUCUCACCAGAAGCAGGUGGUCAUCCUGAGCCAGGAUAGCUUCUACCGUGUCCUUACUCCAGAGCAGAAGGCCAAAGCCCUGAAGGGCCAGUUCAACUUUGAUCACCCGGAUGCCUUUGAUAAUGAGCUCAUCUUCAAAACACUCAAAGAAAUCACAGAAGGGAAAACAGUUCAGAUACCUGUCUACGAUUUUGUCACCCAUUCCCGGAAGGAGGAAACAGUGACUGUCUACCCUGCGGAUGUUGUGCUCUUCGAGGGGAUCCUGGCCUUCUACUCCCAGGAAGUACGAGACCUGUUUCAAAUGAAGCUCUUUGUGGAUACUGACGCGGACACCCGGCUCUCUCGCAGAGUACUGAGAGACAUCAGCGAAAGAGGGAGGGACCUUGAGCAGAUUUUAUCUCAAUACAUUACAUUCGUCAAACCUGCCUUUGAGGAAUUCUGCUUGCCAACAAAACAAUAUGCUGAUGUGAUUAUUCCUAGAGGUGCAGAUAACCUAGUGGCCAUCAACCUCAUUGUGCAACACAUCCAGGAUAUCCUGAAUGGCGGGCUCUCCAAACGGCAAACCAACGGCUAUCUCAACGGCUAUACGCCUUCACGCAAGAGGCAGGCGUCAGAGUCCAGCAGCCGGCCGCAUUGACCCCCGCCUUCUUCAGCCCCCUAGCCCCCCAUCAAGGGGACGGGAGGGAGGAGGGGUCAGGAGGAACUGUACAUAUUACUUACGACAUUACUGUAUUUAAGAAAAUACCAUGGGGAUAAAAUGCCUUGUUUUUCUUUUCUUUUUUUUUUCUUCUUCCUUCCCUUUUGUACUUUGGAAUGACAAAAUGAAACAGAACUUGACCCCAAGCUUAAAUGACAAACUGUGCCAACUACUACUGGUAAUGCCUAGUUAUGAAUCCAAUGUGUAACCAGUUAUAAAUACAUAUAUAUAU